This is a messenger RNA of Patiria miniata (bat star), 8623 nucleotides long. Its product is annotated as disheveled-associated activator of morphogenesis 1-A-like. Gene Ontology annotation, biological process: actin cytoskeleton organization. The record is from RefSeq and is a predicted model, not a curated record. The transcript has 27 exons. Gene Ontology annotation, molecular function: small GTPase binding; actin binding. NCBI's taxonomy places the organism in Eukaryota, Metazoa, Echinodermata, Asteroidea, Valvatida, Asterinidae. Bases 398 to 3631 code for a protein of 1077 amino acids.
AGCUGCGCUGCAUAUGCAGCGCUAUCGCGCCCGAUAUUUCUAGAGCAGAUGUGGAGUACGGUACAGUACGUGCCCGACAGAGAUCUGUUCGGUUCAGAUUUGACUGAAAUAUUGAGAUUGUUUCUGCAAUUGUGUUGUGUGAGGUUCUGUCUUUGCUGAGAAAUUUGGAGUCGCCCUGAAAUCUUCCACUUGAUGAGGGAUUCUGAAGGGUAACUUCACAUGCAGGCGUAGCAGUUUUCAAAAAGGACCUUUCACUUACAUGUAGGCCGUAUUGCUGAAGAACUCGAACUCAAGAUAUAGAAUUCAGAGAUGCCCCUGACAUAUUUUGAAUAGCACCCGUCCCAUUUUGUCUUCCUCGGUGCGUUCUAAUUGAGGGUUUUGGAGUGCUGCCGCAACAAUGCCUCGCAAGAGAGGGGGCGGGCUCCUGUGCGGAUGCUUUGGGGGAGGAGAUGAGACGCCUCAUAUCACCUACGAUGUGGACAAUGGGAUGGUCUUGCACCCCAUGGAGGUCGCGGACCCCAUGCCGCCAUUGGAGGAGCUCAACUUGAUGUUUGUGGAACUUGUGGAUGAGUUGGAUCUGCCAGCCCUACACAGGGAACGAAUGUUCAGCUUGUCCCCGGAGAAGAAAUGGCAGAUUUACUGCAGCAAGAAGAAGGAACAGGAUGAUCCUAAUUCAACCAAGUGGCCUGAUUACUACCUUGAGCAGCUGAAAACCAUGAUGACGUUGGCUUUUACACACGACGAAGACGUGAUUGCUUCCAGAACAAACCUGGUGGAUAGUCUGAAGACAGCUCUUCGAACGCAACCAAUGAGGUUUGUUAUGAGGUUCAUAGAGCUGGACGGGCUCUCCACGCUGCUGGAGUUCCUUAAAAACAUGGACUUUGAUUUGAUGGAAAGUCCCAUUCAUACGUCCGUGAUUGGCUGCAUCAAGGCUCUCAUGAAUAAUUCACACGGCCGGGCAGACGUGUUAGCCCAUCCGACUGCCAUCAACAUCAUCACACAGAGCAUGAACUCGGAGAAUAUCAGGACCAAGAUCCAGGUGUUGGAGAUCCUGGGUGGGGUGUGCCUGGUGCCUGGGGGACACCGCAAGGUCCUGAACGCCAUGUGCCACUAUCAGGAAUAUGCCUCAGAGAGGACUAGGUUCCAGAGGUUAGUGAAUGACCUGGACCGGAGUACAGGUCACUACAGGGAAGAGGUCAACCUGAAGACGGCCAUCUUGUCCUUCAUCAACGCUAUCAUCAAAUAUGGAGCUGGGGAGGACAAUCUUGAAUUCAGAAUUCACUUGCGGUAUGAGUUUCUCAUGCUUGGUAUUCAGCCAGUUAUAGACAAACUACGGAGUCUGGAGAAUGCCACUGUAGAUAGGCAUUUAGAUUUCUUUGAAUUAGUACGGAAUGAAGACGAAAGGGAACUUGCGAAGAGAUUCAACCUGGUACAUGUAGACGUUCGGAGUGCAAAUAGCAUGUUUGACGUGAUAAAGAAGAAGAUAGCACACACUCAGGCCUACCCUCACUUCCUAUCGCUACUACAACAUUUUCUACUCUUACCAAAUAAAGGCGUCAGCAUACAUCACUGGUCACUGGUAGACCGGCUGGUCCAGCAGAUUGUCCUCCAGUACGAGGACGGAGGGGAUCCGGAUGUGGCACCAUUUGAUAUCAACUUCAAGGACGUGAUUGAGAAGGUUAUCAACCAGGAUGUCAUCAGGCAGCAGAAGGCUGAGGAAUUGGAAAAAUUGUACGAGGAACUAAAAGGCCAGCUGGAGAGGAAAGAACGGGAACUGGAUGCCAAAAACCAAGAGAAGGAAGAAGCAAUGGGUGCACUCAACUCAGUACAGGAGAGAUUUGACCAGCAGGCAGCUGAGCUGGCCAUGUCAAGCAGACAAGGGCAGGAGCUACAAGCCCAGAUGGCUGAACUCAAGGCCAUGAUUGCCAGCGGCAAGCUAGGACCCAACAUUAGUCUCUCAGAUGAUGACAAGUUGAAAACAGGAGCCCUGAAGUCCCCAACUCCCCCUUCUGGAGGCCCUCCACCUCCCCCACCCCCGAUGGCACCAUUUGCCCCACCCCCUCCCCCUGGCAUGGGACCACCGGCCCCACCCCCUCCUCCUGGCUCAGGAGGGGCACCGCCACCUCCAGGUAUGGGAGGCAUGAUGGGCAAGAAAAAGAACUACCCCAAGCCUUCCAAUCCUUUGAAAUCAUUCAACUGGGCCAAACUGCCCGACCUGCAGCUGCAAGGAACGAUAUGGACAGACCUGGAUGAGAUGAAGAUUUUAAAGAUCAUGGACCUGGCAGAGUUUGACAAGGUCUUCUCAGCCUACCAGAAGGUGGACACGGACGGUGACACGGGCUUCAGCUUCCGGUCCAGCAAGCGGAAGGAGCUGUCGGUCAUAGACGGCCGGCGGGCUCAGAACUGUACCAUCCUGCUGUCCAAGCUGAAGCUGAGUAACGAGGAGCUUACCAAGGCAGUCCUCAGCAUGGACCAAGGAGAGGAUGUCCCGAAAGACAUGCUGGAACAGCUCUUGAAAUUUGUUCCUACACCCGAAGAGACCACACUGUUAAAAGAACAUGAACGAGAGAUUGAGAGUAUGGCAAGGGCAGACUGCUUCUUGUAUGAAAUGAGCAAGAUCACCCACUAUGAGCAGAGAUUAAAAUGCUUGUACUUCAAGAAGAAGUUCCAGGAGAGAAUGGGCGAGUGUAAACCCAAAGUAGAAGCUGUACUCAAAGCCUCGAAGGAACUGAGCUCAAGCAAGAGGUUAAGGAAGGUCUUAGAGAUCAUUCUGGCCUUUGGCAAUUACAUGAACAGGGGAGCCAGGGGUAACGCCUCGGGCUUCCGUAUCUCCAGUCUGAACAAGAUCAUGGACACCAAAUCAAGUAAUCCCAAAUAUUCCACACUCCUCCAUUACAUGGCAGCAGUAUUAGAGAAAAAGUUCCCCGAUGUCUUCAAAUUGGAAGAGGAACUUGCAUCAGUACGGGACGCAUCCAAAGUCAACAUGGUUGAGUUAGAGAAAGACAUCUCUGUCAUUGGAGGAGGACUGAAAGAAGUGGAAAAGGAGCUGGACUAUCAGAGGAAUAGACCCAACGCAGAGAAGGGGGACAAGUUUAUCUCAGUCAUGAGCGACUUCAAGACAGUCGCCUCAAUCAGCUUCUCCAAGAUCACUGAAAUCCAAGCCCAGGCCAAGGAAAAGAUUGCCAAGUGCAUCAAGCAGUUCGGGGAAGACCCGGCCAAGACGACGGCCGAGGAGUUCUUCAGCACCUUUGAUUCCUUCAUCCAAGCCUUUAUUGAGGCUAAGAUUGACAAUGAGAACAUGCGUAAGAAGCAGGAGGAAGAAGAGAAGAGAGCGCGCAUCGAAGCCGAGAGGGUAGCGCGGGACAAAAAGCGAAAAGCCAGCAAGAAGGAGCAGAACGGACGGACGCAAGGCGGCGAGGGCGAAUUUGACGACCUCAUCUCGGCCCUGAGGACAGGGGACAUGUUUGGCGAGGACGUGGCCAAAAUGAAACGCAACCGGAAGCGGCAAAACCAGCCUGCGCAGGCGGCCGCGUCUAAUGGCAACAGUCGCCCCAAAGUGGCUGAGGUCAGCCGGGAGCGCGUGGGCAAACCAAAGCCGACGUCACCCUCGUCAAAGAUGACUGCCAUAUAGUGUCUUCUGCUGCUGCUGAAUUGACUGUACGAAGCUGAGUUCUCCACUUGGGAGAGACUUAAAUGCAGCAGAUAUAAUUUCUGUGGCAGUCACCAGUGAUUGCUAUUCGAUAAUGCACCAUGUGCAAAUGAAGCAAGAACUCCCUGGAAAUGUCUGGACGUGGGGAUUGCCUCACAGUAAUACACCAUGUGCGAAGGUAACAAGGGUGCGGUAGAACUGUCGGAAAUCGGUGGGUGCCCUCAAACAACAUACCUGGUGCAAAUGAAGUAAGGACUUCGCAGACCAGCAAGGAUAAAGAAAACAUCGUCCGAAGUGAUGUUAAAAUGUGGAGAGGUCCAGACCAAUUCACCUCUGAUCAUCGUGGCAAGACGGCAGCAUGCAAGAGGGACGAGUUUCUCAAUUUCCCCACAGAGGUUUGCCCCCAAAAAAUGGAAUGUUGCAUGCCCCAGAAACAUACUCUUUGACGCCUGACAGCUAUUUAAAGAGAAAAGGGAACAAAUUAAUAGAAGCUGUAAAAAUGUACACGUAUGUUUAACCUGGAAAAAAAGACUGGAAAUGAAAUUCCAGUCACUGCUACAGUGGCCAAAGCCAACUGUACUUCAACUUUGCGUAGUCAAAAAAAAAAAAUAUUCCUUUAUGUUUUGGAGCUGGCUCAUCCUCUAUCCAUCAUUAUUUAAGCAACUCCAAAUGAAUUGCUCGUCAUUUUUUUUUGUAAAAAGAAACCUGUAAAUAUAAUUUCAAUUUGUUUAUAAGACUUGUAAGUAAAAGCUCAGUGCUAACCACACUUUUCUGUACAAAACAACGAUCAACAAAACACUUAACAGACUUGUUGCAAACUUCAUAUGCUUUUUUUUUCUUUUCGCCUUAAAGCUAUUCAGUCUAUCACUAUGAUUCAGACAAUUUUCAUUCUGAAACUUGUUUUCCUUGUAUAAAACCUUUAUUUGGCUUGCCAUAGGUUUAGAAAUUAAACAGGGUUAUACUUUUGCGAAGCGUAAGUUAAUUUUAAACAGUGGGGGAAAAAAAGAGACAAAAACAGUCAAAGUAGUAUUUCAUUCUAUAACAGAAUUGAAGGCAUGCAUUCUUCUGCAGAAAUUUGUCUGUUUGAAUCUUUUUUUGUUUCAUCAUUUCGUCACAUUUGUCUCUGAUUUUAUACAUUGAAGUCAUUGGUACGCCUUUUGCAUGUGUUGUGAAAUGAUGCACAUGUCAAAGGUUGUGGGUGGUUUGACCUUUGGAUAUGCCCUUGUAAAAUAUAUGAUGGUGUAAAUUGUCUUGAAAGAGAAAAAAAAAUGGUGUAAGAAGUAAUAAAUGCAAUGCAAGUUCCUUUUUAUGCAGACCUUUUCUUGUGCGUGCGUAAAAAUGAAGAAAAAAAAAUUACGCCAAAUUGUACAUAUUUUUUUUUUUUUUUUUUUUUCUUUGGGAAGCUAUUUCUACUGAAUUCUCAAAACUCUUAAAGAGUAAGUGGUCUUCGUACCGUUUUGUGGAGUUCUUCUGAAAAAAGAAGAGUUGCAUGAAACAACAAAGGGAAACAUGCCUGCAAUGCUGUACAGAUUUAAAAUUAAAAGAAGGGCAAAGAAAGGUCUCUGUCUGGGCUCUAUGGUGUUGAUUAUGACAAACUGAACAGGCUCGAUCGGUUUCCGUCCCGUAGCCCAAUCAGUCGAAAGAGAGAUCUAAGUAUGAACAGUGAUAUCUUAACGGUGUAUAUUAAAGAUGGCUGCAAUUUGGUAUAUAGUGAAUGUAUGUAUGUGGUGGUGUUGUAGAGUCAUUGAGCAUUGUGCAUGCGGAAGCAAUUUCUUCCUUUUUUUUCUCCCUGUCUUUCUGUAUUUUGUUAUUACAUGUAAAUUUAAGUCUUGUUUAUGUGUGUCCACAAGUCUGUUACCCCAUUGAGUGUGACUGUCCAUGUAAAAUGCCAUGGUAUCCACACAGGGAAGUGUGUGAUUUAAAAUCUGCUUGCAUAGUCUCAGUUUGAAUUUGUGAGUAUUGCAAUGCACGGGAUGGUUCACAGUGGACUGGCAUACUUCUUGAAGGCAAUAGACAUACUAGUCUCGUUGGCAGCUCUCUUAUUGUAAUAGCCAUUCCACAAACUCUCCGCAGUUGGAUAGCCAAAGGGUUUGACUGAACUUAUGUUCUUACUAGGGGUUCAGUCAGUUAAGAUUAACACUAGCCGGAUUUGAACAGCAAUGUGAAGCUCUUUGAGACCUUUAAGACUUUUAUAAGGCAAUAUAUUGUAAGCUUAUUAUUAUUAUAAUGAAAUUCCAGCUCAAAAUGAGUUGUCAAGGUGAGGAUCAAGACCAACGUAAAAACGUUUGGUAAAAAGGUAUUUAAUCUUGAUGGCAUUUCAAUUUUCAUUUGGUAUUGGGAAAUGUUCACUUAUGUCAUGAUUGCAUUUCCUUAACAAACAUUGAUUAACAUUGCUUCUAAACCAAACAUAAGGCAAUUUUAAAAGUAGACGCACGGGCAACUUUGCACGAUUGGUUUUGAAAGGUAGGCUUCAAUGCCAAGCUUCAAAAGCUAGAUUCACUUCAUAAUUUAGAAAAAGUAACGAUCUGAAAGAGUUUUUUGCUGUCCCACACUUUCUUCUUCCAAUAUUGCGACACCAUGCCAAGAGCUAAUAGGGCUCUCAAAUUGACGGCCAUCUCUGUAGGGAACUGCAGCUGCUUAUUUGAUGCAAUCAAGCACUCAUUACGUAGUGCCUGUUGCUCGAAAUGUGUUUGAAAUAUGACGUAGCCAAUGCAGGUUAUGCAAGUUGCCGCUCAAAAUGCCGAUGCAUGUGGAUGGUCUGUAGCAAAUGACGUCAUUUGAGAGAGACCUAAAUAAAGACCGAUCCAUUAAGCCCCACCCACAGCACACGUGGGUGACAAAAGACACAUGUGCCUCUCCAAUGCAACACUGCAUCUUCCAGCAGUGCGCCUCGUACACACAUGCAUGCAUGUCAGACUUUGGUGCACGCAUGUAUGUUGGACAUUGAUCUGACUCGGGCAGUCAAGUUGGCAUAGUGUAUUUUCCUCACCUUCCACCGCUGUGACCCGGGUUCAGUUCCUGCCUGGGCUAAUAUGUGGAUUGGCUUUUUCGGUCACUGCCUGAUUCCGUUGGUUUCCUCAGAAUAUUCUUCUGGGGUUUUCGUCCCACAUCUAAAACUCUAACUUCUUCACAUUGUCUUCUCUUUUCUGGGCCCCAUAGAAGAACGGUGGAUCUCACUGAAUGGGCCUACCCAGUUAAAAUAAAAUUAAACAAUUGAUUAAUUAAUAAGUUAAAUCACAGCUGUGAUUGGUCAAAAUAUAAUGGGCUGGGCUUAAUGGAUCGGCAAUGACUUGUCGCUAGAAUAGGUAUGAGUAAACCUUUGUGUAUUCAUUUUAAUAAAUUAAAACAAAGAAAAAAAAAAAAACAUCUGAUACACCUGCAGCUAAUAAGUUCUAUUGUGAAGUGGCUACAUGGUAAUAUUCCAAUGUGGAUUAGCCUAUACAUGAUUGUGAAUGGACAUUUUUGGUUUUGGCUUGUGAGAAUACCAUAUCUCCAAUACAUAGCUAUAGGCUGGAAAAACUUGCAGUUUGUGGAUUAUGUAGAUACGGUAUGUGCAUAUCAGAUGCAGGAUCCCUGUUGUGACACUGACUAACACAAUGACAUCACUCUGGAAACUAGACAAAGAUGGUUGCUUCCUGAGAGUAAAGGUCUAUGACCAUGUGCAAAUUGCAGCUUUUUUUCGAAAUCGUAGCAUUCCUGUCAAAAUUGAGAGAAAAAUAUUGUAAGUAUUCAAAAAUAAGCACUUCAUUGCGAAGUAGAUUUUAGGGCCAAAGAUAUUUUUUUUUCAGAGACUGCCUUUAAACUUUUUUCCCUUCAAAUCCCCAAAUCUGUAUUCCUAAAGUGGUGUAUUUAAUUGAAGUUAUCCGUUUCUUCCUGUUCAAAGAACAAAUAUAUUUAUGUAAUCAUAAGUUUACUGUAAGAUUAUUUGGUGGUUUCUUUUUUAAGGUAAUCUUGUAAUUACAUGUAGAUACUUUCUUUGUGUUUAUAUAUUUUCAUUCUGUUGGCAGUUGUAUAUGGUGCAAGAUGAGUAAACAAGAACAAGAAAACCCUCAGUAUAUAUAUAUUUUUUAUCAUAGCUGAAACCAUCAGCAUGAAGUCCUGCCUUAUACGAUUGUCAACGAAAAGCAAACGUUUGAACUCUUGAGCCACUGCACUAACCAAAUCUGACCCAGCCUAUUAUUUCAAAAUGCAAAUUACUUGACACUUGCAUGAAAGUUACAUGUGCCUUUUGCCAUAUCUUCACUUCAUACCUCAAAUAUUGUAUGUCUCAAGGGCUCUUGUGAUUGAAAAAAAAAAAUGAUGUUGUUUCCUUAACUCAUGAGCAUUUGUACAACAUCGUAUUACAUUUCUUUAUUCCCAGACGAAUCCAUAAAAACAUUGGGCGGUUUCGGGUAAUACAGCGAGUAAUAUUUCAAGCAGCUAGUUAAAUUUGCACUACUUUGAGAAUGAGAAAGUGGCAAUGUACUUCAGCUCGACUUGAGAUUGUCCAAACCUGUCCACAGUGGUUAGUGUUAACAAAAUUGCCUCUUUAGGCCUGUUAAAACAUGUACUUCAUGCAGUUUUUAGUGCGAUGCCGUUUCUUUAGGGUACGUCACAGUAAAACUUCAGUUGUAGACGUCAUGAAAUUCACUUCGCUUUCGCGUGAAGAAUGAACGGGCAUUUAAUCAGAAGAUUAAUGACUAUGUAUGAUUUAUCCUCGACCAGUAACGUAUUGUUCCACUUCAAAACAAAACUUUGAAACAAAACUUUUGCAUGCUGGGGUUAUAAAAGCAAGUUAAAAUACGUAAUUGUUAACAGGUAUGAACGAAAAUCCAUUUUCCCAACCCCACCCAUGUUGUUUUCAUGUUCUGUUUGUUUGUGUGCGUGUUUUCUUCAUUGUACAGUUUUAAGUUAUUUGACAGUUGCCUAUGUAUUUCAUGUUUGUAUAAAAAAAAACUAAUAAAGUAUUAACCAAUCAAUGGUAUUCCUACAGAA